This is a messenger RNA of Moneuplotes crassus, 517 nucleotides long. Lineage: Eukaryota; Ciliophora; Spirotrichea; Euplotida; Euplotidae. The record is from the annotation of a GenBank genome assembly.
AAAGAUGAUAAGAUAUUCUCUGAAGCAAGGCUCAACUUCAAAUGCAUUCUUCCAUUACUUGAACCUCAUUGUAGUGAUCCUGGAUAUUGUUCUUGUUGGGUAUUUCCUUGUUACUACUGCAGCAACAGAAGCAUGGCAGAUGCUAGUGCCUGUACAUUUAGUAAUCCUGAUGCCAAGCUUGCUAUAUCACUGGAGACCAAAUCUCAAAAACAACUUCUUGUUCAGUUGGGUUGCACAUACUAUCAGUUCUCUGUUAAUAGCUCUGUUUUUCUUGAACGUAGCCGUGCUAUUCUACAUGGAGGAUGGCUGGGGUCAACUCGGAAUGUUUAUCUUCAUCAUACUCGUAACAUUCCCAAGCGCUUUAAUUUCCUUCAGCCUCCUAAUGUUGCUCAACUCAGGUACAACACCUCCCCAGAUGCCAUACUUCAUCUCCCAAAAUGUCGAGCUCUACCAAGGUUACACAACAGUAUAACUUCUUUCAUAACUUCUCUUCCUCUCUCCCCCAUCCCUAUAAACC